CUGCUGCUGGCGGCGUGGCUGUGUGUGUUGCUGGCGGGAGAUCUCAGCAUGGCGGCGUCCGGUGAGGGCUGCUCUCCGCGUGAGGGCUUCUGGCCCGAGGGAUCGAAGGCCGAGUGCGGCUUCGUGCGCGCGGUGCAGGCGCUGCCUCCUAAGCCCAACACCACCGUGCGCUUCUUCGAGCGUGGCGAUUACUACACGGUGCACGGCGUCGAUGCCUUCCUGGCGGCUGAGGAGCUUUUCCGGACGCGGGGGGUGAUUCGGACCCUGGGCGCAGGCACCCAGAAACUUGAGAGUGUUGCAAUUAGCAAGAUGAACUUUGAAUCGUUUUUGAGGGAUCUCCUUCUGGUUCGUCAGUACAGAGCUGAAGUGUAUAAGAACAAAGCAGGAAGCAAAUCUAUCAAGGAGAAUGAGUGGAAACUGGCAUACAAGGGUUCUCCAGGGAAUCUUGCCCAGUUCGAGGAUAUUCUGUUUGGUAACCAUGAUAUGUCAUCUUCUGUUGGUGUUGUGGCCAUUAAGCUGUCCUUGACUGAUGGACAAAAGGUUGUUGGAGUUGGGUUUGUGGAUUCCUUGGUGAGGAAACUGGAAGUGUGUGAGUUUCAUGAUAAUGAUCAGUUCUCCAACCUGGAAGCUCUUCUGGUUCAGAUGGGACCCAAGGAGUGUAUACUCCCUGCUGGAGAGGUUGGUGGAGAUAUGGGAAAACUGAGACAGGUUGUUCAAAGAGGAGGAAUCCUGAUCACAGAGAGGAAAAAGAAUGACUUUUCAGCCAAGGAUGUUGUUCAAGAUCUCAACCGCUUAUUGAGAUCAAAGAGGAAAGAGCAGAUGUCGAGUGCAGCACUACCUGAAAUGGACAAAGAGGUUGCCAUCUCUGCUUUGUCUGCGGUAAUUAAGUACUUAGAACUUCUAAACGAUGAAUCUAAUUUUGGGCAAUUUGAAGUCAAUACCUUUACCCUCAAUCAGUACAUGAUACUGGAUCAUGCUGCUGUCAGAGCACUUAACCUUUUCCACAGUUCUACAGAAAAUGCCCAAAGUACACAUUGUCUGACUGGACUGUUAAAUAAGUGCAAAACACCUCAAGGACAGAGACUAGUGACCCAGUGGAUCAAACAGCCCUUGGUGGACAAGAACAAAAUAGAAGAAAGGCUAAAUUUGGUGGAGGCCUUUGUGGAAGAUGCAGAGCUAUUGCAGUCCCUUCAGGAAGACCUCCGUCGCUUCCCAGACUUCAGUCGGCUUGCAAAAAAAUUUCUAAAGAAAGCCACUCUGCAGGACUGCUACAAAAUCUACCAGGCUGUUAAACAGAUACCUACCGUGAUUCAGGCACUGGACAAGAAUGAAGGGAAACAUGAUAUGCUAUUACAAGCCGUGUUCACAGCGCCUCUUAAUGAGCUACACAGCGAUUUCUCCAAGUUCCAAGAGAUGAUUGAAACAACUUUAGACUUGGACAAGGUGGAAAUCCAUGAAUAUCUUGUGAAACCUUCCUUUGACCCAAACCUGACUGAGCUGAGGGAGAAGAUGGAUAAACUAGAGGAAAAAAUGCAAGCCGUGUUAAAGAUUGCAGCCAAGGAGCUAAGCUUGGAAGCUGGCAAGAACAUCAAGCUGGAGUGCAAUGCACAGUUUGGACACUUUUUCCGAAUUACCUACAGGGAGGAGAGGUCCCUGCGGAACAACUUGAAAUACACUAUCCUGGAUACCCAGAAGAAUGGAGUGAAGUUCUCCAACAGUCAGUUAAAAGAGCUAAACGAAAAAUACAUCAAGUUCAAAGAAGAAUACGAGGAAGGGCAGGAUGCCAUUGCCAAAGAAAUAAUCAACAUUGCAUCAGGAUACAAGGAGCCUAUACAGUUCCUGAACGAUGUCAUAGCCCAGUUAGAUGCGAUUGUCAGUUUUGCCCAUGUGUCGAAUGGGGCGCCAACGCCGUAUGUUCGGCCAACGAUUCUGGAAAAGGGAGAAGGGAGGAUUGUGCUGAAAGGCUCAAGACACCCCUGCAUUGAAGUUCAAGAUGACGUUGCCUUCAUCCCAAAUGACGUGACCUUUGAGAAGGGCAAGCAGAUGUUCCAUAUCAUUACUGGACCAAACAUGGGAGGGAAAUCGACCUACAUCCGCCAGACGGGGGUGAUCGUGCUUAUGGCUCAGAUUGGGUGCUUUGUGCCAUGUGAGUCUGCAGAGGUGACUGUUGUCGAUUGUAUCCUGGCUCGAGUUGGAGCUGGUGACAGUCAACUGAAAGGUGUCUCUACUUUCAUGGCAGAAAUGUUGGAAACUUCCUCCAUCCUUAGGACUGCAACAGAAAACUCGUUGAUCAUCAUUGAUGAGCUGGGGAGAGGAACAUCUACCUACGAUGGGUUUGGAUUGGCAUGGGCUAUUUCAGAAUAUAUUGCCACCAAAAUCAGAGCCUUCUGUAUGUUUGCCACUCAUUUUCAUGAACUGACGGUUCUCGCUGACCAGGUUUCCUGUGUGAAUAAUUUGCAUGUUACAGCACUGACCACUGAGGAGACCCUGACUAUGCUGUAUCGUGUGAAAAAAGGGGCUUGUGAUCAGAGUUUCGGUAUCCACAUAGCAGAACUUGCUGCCUUCCCGAAACAUGUAAUAGAGAGUGCGAAGGCAAAGGCGCUGGAGUUAGAAGAGUUCCAGAACAUCAGAAAGCCCCAAGAGGAUGAUGAGGAGCCAGCGGCCAAGAGAUGCUACAAAGAGAAGCAGGAAGGUGAGAACAUCAUCCAGGAUUUCCUUUCUAAAGUGAAAGCGAUGCCAUUGAAAGACAUGUCUGAAGAGGACAUCAGAGCCAGACUGAAGCAGCUUAAGGAUGAAGUGUUGGCGAAAAACAACAGCUUUGUGAAUGAAAUAAUUUCCCAAAUAAAAGUUACUUCAUGAUAUGGGAAAGCUAGAUGAGAAGACUGCUAUAACAUUUUUCACUUGGAAGAACACAUUGGAUAUGUAGUCAUUGUUCUUCCCUGUCAUGUUUAAUAAGACAAAAUGCAAUAUAAUUGCACUGCAAAUUUCCCAAUUCCUGUAGCUGACACCCAAGAAAAUGGAAAUUUGCAGCAGAAUGUCAGAUUUUUUUUAAAAAAGUAUUAUUAUUUUUGCCAUACUAAAUCUUACAGAAAUGAGCCAGCUCAUUUGCUGGCUUUAGUUGUGACCUCAACAAAAAUAGUGACUAUUUUCUUGUUUACUGGGUGUGGGCAUCUGAUAAUGUAGUUGUAGUAGUAGUAAUAGUGGUAAUAAUGCUUUGUAAUAUUUUGCUCUAGUGCUCUACUCAUUAAAAAAAAAAACCUUCUGCAUCGGUAUAGUCAUGCAGUAUAGGUAUUGGUUAUGCCAACUAAAAGGAUUCUGCUUUAUGACUUGGCUUGGAAUAAUUCCUUUCUUAUUGUGGUAUCAAGAGCAUUAAUCUCCCAGAAACAAAGACAGUUUAUAGAUAGAAAUUCUUGGGCACUUCCUAACAAGGAUAGGCAGUCUUUUGUUGGAUGGCCCCAGCAAAAAAAUGUGUAACUGGACAUGCCAGCCAAACAGGUUUGUGAUUUACACUUUGGGAAUCUCCCCUCCGACUCUUUCUUUCAGAUUCAGUAAACCUCUUUUUGAAUCUCCAUGGAGAACAUUCCCCAGAUAAAUCCCCUGAUUGCUGUUUUGUUUACUAAAAUAAGCUAAUUUCCCAUGACUGUUUUCUGUACAAGUCUAUUAAAAAUUAUUAUUA
Molecule: messenger RNA, 3676 nt
Organism: Hemicordylus capensis (graceful crag lizard)
Lineage: Eukaryota; Metazoa; Chordata; Lepidosauria; Squamata; Cordylidae
Gene: MSH2
Product: mutS homolog 2
Exons: 16
Coding region: 49-2859 (936 amino acids)
Biological process (GO): mitotic recombination; mismatch repair; somatic recombination of immunoglobulin genes involved in immune response
Cellular component (GO): MutSalpha complex; nucleus
Molecular function (GO): ATP-dependent DNA damage sensor activity; mismatched DNA binding; ATP binding
Source: RefSeq, a predicted model, not a curated record